AUGGGAGUACAGAAGCGCACGCGCAAGUUCGCGGCAGUUAAGCGCGUGAUCGGACAGCGUGAUGCACGACUAAAAAAGAACAUCGACAAGGACAGCGCCGAGAAGCAGGCGAAGAAGAAACGAGACGAGCUCAUUCGCGAAGUUCCCCAAGUCCCCUCCGGCAUGUUCUUCAAACACAACACCGCCCUCCAACCCCCCUACCAAAUCCUCCUCGACACCAACUUCCUCUCCCACACCGUCCACCACAAACUCCCCCUCCUGCCCACGCUCAUGGACACGCUGUACGCCACAUGCAACCCCAUCAUCACCUCGUGCGUCAUGGCGGAAUUGGAGAAGCUGGGCCCGAAGUACCGCAUUGCGCUGCAGAUUGCGCGCGACGAGAGGUGGGAGCGCUUGCAGUGCGAUCACAAGGGCACGUAUGCCGAUGAUUGCAUUGUGGAUCGCGUGAUGAAGCAGCGGGUGUAUAUUGUGGCGACGAACGAUCGGGAUUUGAAGAGGAGGGUGCGCAAGGUGCCUGGUGUGCCGAUUAUUAGCGUGAAGAGAGGAGGGUAUGCUGUCGAACGAUUACCCGAUGCGCCAGAAAAGUGA
Molecule: messenger RNA, 588 nt
Organism: Neohortaea acidophila
Lineage: Eukaryota; Fungi; Ascomycota; Dothideomycetes; Mycosphaerellales; Teratosphaeriaceae
Product: rRNA-processing protein FCF1
Exons: 3
Coding region: 1-588 (195 amino acids)
Cellular component (GO): nucleolus; small-subunit processome
Source: RefSeq, a predicted model, not a curated record